Penicillium atrosanguineum is the source of this 1599-nucleotide messenger RNA. RefSeq lists its product as uncharacterized. NCBI's taxonomy places the organism in Eukaryota, Fungi, Ascomycota, Eurotiomycetes, Eurotiales, Aspergillaceae. The record is from RefSeq and is a predicted model, not a curated record. Bases 1 to 1599 code for a protein of 532 amino acids. The transcript is spliced from 2 exons.
AUGGAAACCGAUACGGUCAUUGUCGGCAAUGGGCCGUCGGCUAUGAUCCUUUCGUACAUUCUACAUGGCCAUCUUCCCUUUUACUCGGAGAACCCUCCACACCCAGAUCCUUUACUGGAUGCCAAGUUAAAAGAUGCGCCUAACCUGUUGAACGCUGAUGUGGAUGCUUUGACGGCGCAUUUCGCCGCCUCUCGUCUUUCGUAUUCGACCCAGGCAUUACCCGUCAACGUGCUUCUGGAUACACUGGUGCGACCUAGUGUCGACGUUGAUGAGACUGGCACCACCUCCAAUGUUGAGUGGCGCCAUGUACCUGAAAAGGCCGUUUCGCACCUCGUCUUUGGAAAGCCGUCGUAUCCGGGAGGUCAGUGGACUGAGGAUCCCCAUGGGGCCAGUUGGGAUAUCCAAACCCUGAGCUACGCAGCGAUGCUGUCACUCCCGGGCUACUCUUUCGCAGACCACCAUAGGAAGGCCACUGGCCAGGAACUGCCACCGUACACGCGGCCGACGAGGCGCGAGAUCGCUGACUACUUCGGUGCAUACCCUGUGGCGGUCCACAUCGACGACGUUUUCCGAUGUGGGGAAGAGCUGGAAGGCAUCUCCCGCACCGCCGACGGCUUCUACAUUCAGUCCCACAAUAUCCAUUGCAAGCGCUUGGUGCUAGCGAGCGGUAUUUUCUCGGAAUUGCUACCACCUGCGCCAAUCCUUCAACCCAUCCUUCAAACCCAAUCUAGACCCGAAACCUCCCUUCUCGUCAUCGGCUCUGGAUUUUCCGCUGCGGAUGCUAUCAUAUCUGCCCCACCUGACCAACAAAUACUGCAUAUUUUCAAAUGGUCUCCUGCGGAUCGUCCAUCGCCUCUCAGGAGCUGUCACCAGCGGGCGUACCCGGAAUAUGCCGGUGUGUAUCGAUUAAUGAAGCGAGCCGCCCUUGCCGCAGACGCCACCAAGGACCAGCCGCCUAAAAGCCGCCGCAGCACUUCAACUCCCUUCUUGGAGAAUCGGAAGUGGGACGAUGUCUAUGAGGGCAUUUGCAAUGUUGAAAUCACCGGCGUGGAGGUCGUGGACGAUUUGGCUCAAGUCAGUUUUCGUCGUGCAGAUGGUUCCACGUUGACUCGGUCAGUGCGGGGUCUCGUAUACGCUGCUGGCCGGCGGGGCACCUUGGGCUAUCUGGAUUCCAAACUGCAAUCCGAGGUGCUGGGUCAUGAGUUGGUCGAUACGGCUAUAACUGGCCAGACUCUUCGCGCGAAAGCGACCGAAGAUCUGCAAGUUACCCCUGGUGUGCAUAUAAUUGGCAGCUUGACCGGUGACUCGCUAGUCCGCUUUGCCUACGGAGGCUGUGUCUCCACCGCAGGUCAUCUACUUGGUGAUCGAGACACCGACAGGGAAGCGCGCAGCAUGGCUAGUAGUAUCGUAUCAACUCGUCCCCAAUCUUCCUCCCUCGCCGUGAUGAAUGGGAUGGACGGUCACCAUAUAUAUCCCAAUACCGGGUCUGAUCUGACAAGAGAAGAUACUUUUAACAAGGUGUCGACGAUGACAAUACCUGCAGCCGCGCAGAGCUGGUGGAAAACGCUGGCGCAGAUGUGGAAGGAUCUAACACAAUAA